UUUUAUGGUCACAAAAACAGUUUAAGACUGUCUAUUCUUAAGACGUAGAUUGUUUCUGUUCUUACUAAAGAAGGAGAAAAAACAUGGAAAUUAUCAGAUUUGUUUCAGCUUUCUUAUUAGCUUGUGUCUGUACCAGUAUUCGUGCACAAAUAGUCGGUAGUGACUAUGAAAACUGUAUUGUGGUGAGUUCUUUGAUGCAAAACAUAUUUUCACAACGUAACGUACACGUUAAUUUGAUCUCCGGGACGUUGUACGACGUAAAAGGUAAUAUAAGCAGAGCAACUUUAGGGCUCAGCAGUUUCAGAACUAGGAUCCUAAGUCUCGAUCCAGACUAUACAAGGAAGCGAUUGUAUAUUUUUGAUUCAAAUACAGCCGCCAUUUAUGCUUUAAAUAAUUUUGACUGGGUGAGCAAUUUCACAAAUAUGUCAGUCACAGUGAUUCAUGACGGACUGUCACGUUACUCAGCUCGAAUUGCAGUAGACUGGGUCUCGAACAAUAUAUACUGGACUGAUCCUUUGUUUGGGUGGAUAGUUGUCCAGUCUGGAAGCAAGACCAACACGUACAAGAUUCUGAUACAGGACGCUCUAGAAAAGCCGUAUGCGCUGGCGGUGGACCCUGUUAAUAAAUACCUCUUCUGGAGUGAUGUUGGUUCAACCCAAAAGAUAGAACGGGCGACAUUAUCAGGGGACGACAGACGGGCAAUUAUUUCGACUGGGCUGGCAUUCCCAACAAGUAUUGAUGUAGACUAUAGUUCGCAGAAGAUAGUUUGGGUGGAUUCAAAUCGAGAUUCGAUAGAAACAGCUAAUUUCGAUGGAACUGGGCGCAUGGUUAUACGCAGAUUGUCACAUCAUGAGUUCUACGAUGUCGCCGUUUUCAGAGAUUUGGUCAGUGUAACAUCCUUGAAGAACGAAACAUUGGUUAUAAUCAACAAAAAUACAGGUGACAUAUUUGAAACACUUAGAACGACAAAUGGCGAUCCAUUUGUGGCAGUGGCUUUGUAUAGUGCAGACGUGCAACCAAGUCAAGAGGAUAGCUGCAAAAAUAGAGCGUGUAGUGAUCUAUGUGUGAACGGCAACGAAGGCCCAAAAUGUCUGUGCUCGGAGGGUUACAGGAUAACUCAAGAUGGAUUAACGUGCGUCGGUCAGUGACACUAAGUAUUCACCAUUUAUGCUUCACAUUUUAAAACAAAGAAACAGAUAUACCCUUAAAGCAGUUUACUGGGGAAUAGAUGAUAUACCUUAAGGGGACGCAUAUUGCUACAUUCACAGUUCAUACAGAAAUGCGGAAGGGGUGCAUAUUCAAGAAAUCGAUGGUGGGAAAGUAAAAAACAUAUUCCUAAACUGAUAUAAUACUGAUGGACA
This is a messenger RNA of Mercenaria mercenaria, 1361 nucleotides long. Its product is annotated as low-density lipoprotein receptor-related protein 4-like. The transcript has 5 exons. The record is from RefSeq and is a predicted model, not a curated record. Bases 84 to 1148 code for a protein of 354 amino acids. NCBI's taxonomy places the organism in Eukaryota, Metazoa, Mollusca, Bivalvia, Venerida, Veneridae.